Ixodes scapularis (black-legged tick) is the source of this 3209-nucleotide messenger RNA. Its product is annotated as phospholipase A2 inhibitor beta. The record is from RefSeq and is a predicted model, not a curated record. The transcript is spliced from 5 exons. The coding region runs from base 415 to 1806 and encodes 463 amino acids. Lineage: Eukaryota; Metazoa; Arthropoda; Arachnida; Ixodida; Ixodidae. Gene Ontology annotation, molecular function: protein binding. Gene Ontology annotation, cellular component: extracellular matrix.
GCCGUUUUCCUCUUCUGACGCGGCAAGGUCGUAGCCGCGAACGCGCAUGACACACACACUCCCUCAAACACAGACGCGUUCUCUCCGCUUUCCUCUCCCCAGACAUUUCCUGUUACACAGGUGCUAGCGACGCGGCUGUAGGCAGGCCGCCGCAGCAGCAAACGCCGCGAGCAGCUUGCGAAGUCCGCCGAGCGCGCGCGCACGCGACUAUGGCGUCGACGCCGCCGUUCGCAGUACGUCUACGCUGAAUCUAGAUUUUCCCCGUCGGAUUUUGAUGGUGUCGCUCGUGUAGGAGGACGUCCCUCGUUCAGGGCUAGCGCUGAUAAGGAUCCAGAUAAGACAUGUCCUGAAGCCAAACGCAGGAACUCACAAGGUGCAUCAAUCCCGACAGACCCGAGUUCACACAACGCCGAGAUGUCGCUCCUCUUUCUAGUCACCGCGAUUGUGGCGCUCACGCUGCUCCAGUCGAGUCCACAUUGCCACGCCACCAACGUGCUGUGCGCCUCUUGUGAUUGCAAGCCGUCCCUGGAGAAAGAGAGCUCCGUGGACGUCGACUGCUCCCGAAAGGGGAACAAAAUGGUACCUGCUGGCAGCCAAUGGCCGCACAACCUGUACAAGUUUGACCUGAGUCACAACUUCAUCGACCACGUCACCACGCUGGAGCCCUCUAACGUUAGCGUGUUGGACUUGCAUAACAAUUACAUCGGCGUGAUCGAGCCCGGGGUAUUCUCCGUGUUCCAAAACCUCCAAGUCCUGGACCUGAGUCAGAACAGGCUUUCUAGUCUCCACAUGGACACCUUCAAGGGUCUUGCCAACCUCAAGUCCCUCAACAUCAGCCGCAACAGCAUACGAACCUUGCCAGCGGAACUCUUCAAUCCUCUAGUCGCCCUGGAGCAGCUCCGGAUCAGCCACAAUCCGCUGAGGUACAUCGAGAGAUCCUUCUUCACGAACCUUGCAAAGCUUGAGGUUCUCGAGAUGAGCAGCGUGGACGCACAUUCUUUGCCAGACGGAGUCUUCCACACCAUGCCAAGCCUGGUGUACCUGGACCUCUCUGAGAACUCCUUCGACGAAGUUCCGUCCAGCGCUUUACGGAGCGCGGAAACGCUCAAGGUCCUCGUCAUCUCGGACAACCCGAUCAGAGUCCUCAACUACAGGUCUUUCUACAAAAUGUCCAACAUUGAGGAACUCUAUAUCGAGAACAUGAAGGAACUUGUCUCCGUGGAAGGGGAUACCUUCGAGUGCCAGAAGAAGAUGAGAGUCCUCUAUUUGGACAACAAUCCCAAGCUGACGGAACUGGACCUCGACAUCUUCGGCAUUUUCUGGCGGAUGGAGCCCCCUGCUAACUGGACCUUGAAGGAACUCUAUCUUCAGAAUAACAACAUCAAAUGGAUCGACAGUGACGUGGCACCUUGGAAGGAGCUUACCAUAUUGGACCUCCAGGGAAACCCUCUGGCAUGCGACUGCACCAACGCCUGGCUAAGAAAGAUUCCUCUACAGCCGGAGCUAACCGUUCGGCUUUGGUGCGGGAGCCCAGCCAACCACGAGAGGGAGCCGUUACUGGAAGCUCCCGAGGAGCUCUUCGUCUGCUCCAAUGUCAGCGAAAGAGACUCACAGACGAGUGCGCUGCGCACAGCAGUGUUCAUUGUCGGAACGCUAAGCCUCGUCGCCAUUCUUUUGUCCGCAAUCAUGCUGGUGAAGCGGAAAGCCCUGCACGAGCGAUUCCUGCGUCGAAAAGGCAGGAACGGAAGUGUCUACUAUGUGAAAGCCCACACCAAUCCCGUGGAGGACUACAACCAGAAUGCCUGAACGUUUGAUCGUGCUCCAAAGAUAUCGUGGACAAAUUGUGCGAGAAUAUGAGAGUAUGCCACAGAUCGGCGGACCUACUGUCUCAGCCAGAUCUAACUUCAUCACAACACUCCAGAGUGCCUUGUCCUAGCUGAAAUAUAUUUCACAACCUGGCUUCCACAAGAGUUAAGCCGAUUCGAAACCCUGUUUACGCUAGUAUAAAGAGAAGAUGUUAAGGCUCUAAGCAGCAAAGGCAAGUCACUGGGUGCGCAAGCUUCUUAGAGGGAGAUUGUCACUUUAGCUGCCGUGGCUAUGGGGUCAGCAAGUGAACCCGAGACGUCGAUUUCAGUUACCUGCUUGGCGUCUUCCAAUGGAGAUGUUCGCAAUGUUAUUACUUUCACCGUUAUUCACUCACAAAUUCCAAACAAGAGCGUCCGAUUUCGCAAGGCAACCGAUACGCUUAUACAGGUUCUACCAUUCAGCAGCAAGUUCCUUCCGCAUCAGGAGCAUCCGAUGCGUUGUCCCGUCAAAUUUAAACGUUGCUGUAAGGUUCAGGGAGCAGCGAAUUCUUACUAAAGAACAGCUCCCAUGCCAUGAUGUUGAUAGGGGACAGUUUGGUAGCUACUAAUUGUUGUGGAUGUCCUGAACUUGCAGACAUUUAGAAGCUUAUCAGAGCUGCACAAAGUCGGCUUUAGACAUGUACCGUCGGGUGCCUUUGAAAUAUACCGGAGGCAGCUACGUCAGGCGAUGCAGAGCAGGGCACAAAUCAUGCAGUCGCACAGUGCAGACAAACGGUUGUCGAGUAAACGUCGGCCCAAGAAAAUGACAAAGUAAAGAGUCAUGAAAGGGAUACGCUCAGUCAUGUUUCGAAGUUAAACAAAAAAAAAUGACCUCCCGCUUACCAGACUCAUGCUGAAAGCUGGAAUGAUGACUUCACUUAUUAAUGAUAUAAUGGCGAUAACAGAUUUUUAUGUUUCAGUAAGAACACACACACGGGGGGGGGGGGGGGUACAUUUCCAUAAAAUCAUUUUACUGCUUCCAAGAAAGUAAAGUACACAGUUUUUCAGCAACCUAUAUUUCCUACAAAAAAAUGUCCUUUUUAGAUUUGAGUAACUAUUUUAAUAAAGAAUAAUUUGUAUACAGACAGACACAUACUACCCUGCCCUUGGCCCUGCGGCUACAUCCGACUAAAAAUAGUGGAGUCAACGUCAUUUGAUUAAGAUCCAAUAGGGAGGGUCCUGGCUGAGGUAAUGGGUUAGGAAGCUUUAAGUUAUAUUUCAAAUACCAAGUAUUCAAGGCUCGCUGACAUCAAGUCAGUCACACCGGGUUUCAGAGUUUCGAGUUAAGCAUGCACUAUCAGGGUACGAAUCACUGGCACAGCACGUGUACGUAGUACGUGAGAUGAAUAAACGGAUUCAGAGCGA